Messenger RNA from Drosophila grimshawi, 1091 nucleotides. RefSeq lists its product as uncharacterized. The coding region runs from base 28 to 1023 and encodes 331 amino acids. Lineage: Eukaryota; Metazoa; Arthropoda; Insecta; Diptera; Drosophilidae. The transcript is spliced from 2 exons. The record is from RefSeq and is a predicted model, not a curated record.
UGUGGCGACAGUUUUCCUUAGACAGUCAUGGCAAGAAGUUGUCCGCUUUCAUUGGCUGGUGUGGUGGUGCUGCUGCUCAGUUUCAGCCACCCGACGACAGCUGGCGUCAUGGACAAUGUGAACGAUGGCUUGAAGCUGGCAGGACAAAUGUUUGGCAUUAAUACGGCUGCCGAUGUGGCCAAUUUGGUGGCCAAGGCAUUCUCGCGAGCGACAACACGCAAGAAGCAACCUGAUCUGAUGAGCGUGUUGCAGCAGGGCUUCGAAGCGCAGCGACAACAGCAGCUGGAGCAGGAGGUGGAUGAGGAGGAGGAACAGGAGCAGGAACAUGAUCAAGCGGACCAAGAUCAGGCGGAGCAGGGUCAAGCGGAGCAAGAGAAUGCACAGGAAUCGCCACCAGCUGCAGAAGGAGGCACACGACGCCGUCCACUGCAGCUGAACAGCGUCCAAAUGCUGACCAACAUGAUGCGCAUGAUUGGCUUCGAUCCACGCAAGCUGGGCGCACUGGCUCUCAAUGCGAUCGUCAUGAUUGCACAGGCGAUUGGUAGCACCAUCAUGCAGGCGACACGUGGCGGCAACAAUAGCGCAACUGGACCCGAGGCACUCUUUGAGCCUAGCGAGCAUCAGCCGCGUUCCCUUUCACCGGGCAGCCCCAUCGAUUGGUUCCUGAGACGUCCAGGCGCACACACUCAGCGCAUGCUGCGACGCAUCAUGGAUCAUGAUCUGCCCGAGCAUGUGGUGGACAUGAUUGCGUCCAAGGAGUCGCCAGAUGGCAAUGAAGUCGCCUGCCUCAAGCUGCUCAUGUGCAAGAGUUCCCCAAUCAUUUGGGGCAUGCAGGAUUCGCUGAAGAAGCGUUUGGCCGGCGAGCCCGAGGAGCCCGAUGAGCAGAGCUACAUGAAUGCCAACAUGUUCUUCAAGUAUUUGCCCAGUUUGAGCGAGUUCAAGGAACAUGGCGUCGGAUGUGAGACGCGCUUUGCCAAGCACUGUCCUCGCAACGACACUUUGCGGCCGACACCAAAAUAUUAACCCACAGAGGCAGUUGAAUUGUUUUCAGUUUUAAAAAUUAUCAUAUGUAUGUAUGUAGUAAGUCCAUC